Molecule: messenger RNA, 729 nt
Organism: Haliotis rufescens (red abalone)
Lineage: Eukaryota; Metazoa; Mollusca; Gastropoda; Lepetellida; Haliotidae
Product: cholecystokinin receptor type A-like
Exons: 2
Biological process (GO): G protein-coupled receptor signaling pathway
Cellular component (GO): membrane
Molecular function (GO): G protein-coupled receptor activity
Source: RefSeq, a predicted model, not a curated record
GGACUAUCAUCUGUAACUACGACACCAACAGUUAAUGAAUAUAUAUCCUGUUUAUAGGACCAAGCGCUCCCAGGAUCCCUGUCCAAUUCCAAGGCUGCUAAAUCAAACUCAUGUGACGUCUGGUGCAGGAGGAGUCAGCUACAGUCAAGAUAGGAAGCUCUCUAUCCCUGCGGAGUUAAUGACGUGCGCCCUUCUUAUGGAUGGAGUGAUUCUCGUGUUUUCGGACAGAUGGGAGUAGAGAUAUACUUGUAACCUCAUUGAAGUGUGCUUUUCCUUAACGCCAUUUUAAAAUGACCUCGUCGGACAUGCGCAUCGAGGGUGUUGGGGGUCAGGAAGGGGACAUAACCCGUGUUAUCAGCAUUGUGGACAAAACGGAUUGCUGUCUCAACAUGACGACGUCUUCUUCUCUGUACAACAUCAUAGACGGCAACCUGAGUGUUUUUAACAACAUUACUCCAUCAGAAUCCGACCUGGAAUCCAUGAAGAUGGAAAUGCCUCUGUAUCUCAUCCUGUAUUUCACAAUAAUCAACACCGUCGUGUUUCUCACGGGAAUUAUAGGGAACACCCUGGUUAUACAGGUCAUAGUGAGGCUCAAGUCCAUGAGGACCCGGAUGAACUACUUCCUGAUGAGUCUAAGUGUGGCGGAUCUGCUCGUGCUCCUCGUGUGUCAGCCGUCCGCCAUGUUGGAGUUCUACGGCAAGGACCGAUGGAUGCUUGGAGAAGUUAUGU